Cetraspora pellucida is the source of this 482-nucleotide messenger RNA. NCBI's taxonomy places the organism in Eukaryota, Fungi, Glomeromycota, Glomeromycetes, Diversisporales, Gigasporaceae. The record is from the annotation of a GenBank genome assembly.
AAGAAGCAAGCAGGAAGAUUCAAAAUGCCAAAAUAGAUAAAGAAGAGUUUCAGAAGUUCAAGUUGCUUGCAGAAUUCUAUCAAAAAAUUGUGAAUGAAGUAAGAAAAAAGAAACCCUAUUGGUUAAAAGAAAAAAUUAAGAUAAAACAAGAGACACAUACCUUAGGAAGACAAUGCAGGCCUAAUACUCCAGAAAGAAAGAAGCAAACAAGACACUUGGCAAAAGGAAGAGCCCAAACCUCUAAUAAUACAAGAACUAAAAGUGAUGACUCACCUGAACAACAUGGCCUUUGGCAAUGCUACAAUUUAAGAAUGGAUAUAGCUGAAAAUAAAAAAGGAGCAUUUCAACAUGCCCAAUGUAAUGAUGAUGAACAUUAUAAAAAUAGAAUUGAAGUUAAAAAAGCUGAAUGUAAUGAAGUCAAAAAGAACAAACAUAUUGGAGUUGAAAAUGAUAAACCAAUUGAAGUUGAAGAAGAUGAAUGA